This is a messenger RNA of Gadus chalcogrammus (walleye pollock), 1623 nucleotides long. RefSeq names its product cytosolic 5'-nucleotidase 3-like. Gene Ontology annotation, molecular function: magnesium ion binding; 5'-nucleotidase activity. Lineage: Eukaryota; Metazoa; Chordata; Actinopteri; Gadiformes; Gadidae. Bases 156 to 1055 code for a protein of 299 amino acids. The transcript has 9 exons. The record is from RefSeq and is a predicted model, not a curated record. Gene Ontology annotation, cellular component: cytoplasm.
ACAUGCAUCGACGAUGGGUCCUAUCCAGGAAGCGCAUGCAGCAGCGGUAAGGGGAUCCGGGGAGGAGCGCUGCCUUUAUACAAGUAGCCUCGCUGUAGUCGCUUUAGGUGUUUCAUCAACACUUAUCGUCUACCUACAAACUAAUCUUGCAAUUGAUGCAACGUCCUGUAAUAAGGAUUACGUGUAAAAUGAUUCCAGCAUUAGGUAAUACUUCGGUGCGCAUGAGGGACCCUCAGAGAGUCGAGGAGACCCUCCGCUGCAUGCAGAAAUCAGGAUUGAACACCCUACAGGUGAUUUCAGACUUCGACAUGACGUUAACAAGAUUUGCACACAAUGGAAAGCGUUGUCCUACCUCUCACAAUAUUUUGGAAAUCAGCAAAAUUAUUUCUGCUGAAUGCAAAGAAAAGCUAAAGGACUUGCUCGACAAAUACUACCCCAUAGAGAUCGACUCCUCUAAGACCAUAGAGGAGAAGCUCCCCCUCAUGGUGGAAUGGUGGACUAGGGCGCAUGCGCUCAUGAUGCAACAGAAGAUCAGGAAAGAUCAGCUGACCCUUGCUGUACAGGAGUCUGAUGCCAUGCUUAGGGAAGGCUACCAGGAGUUCUUCGACUGCCUCAACCAGCACAGCGUCCCCCUACUCAUCUUCUCCGCAGGGCUGGGGGACGUGCUGGAAGAAGUGGUCCGUCAGGCGGGGGUCUUCCACCCAAACGUCAAGGUCAUCUCUAACUACAUGGACUUUGACGAGACGGGGGUCAUGACUGCCUUCAAAGGGGAGCUGAUCCACAUCUACAACAAGCGCGAGGGAGCCCUGCAGAACACGGGCCACUUCGAGGAGCUGCGCUCACGGCCAAACGUGCUGCUGCUGGGGGACUCUCUGGGGGACCUGACCAUGGCCGACGGGGUGCAGGAGGUGGAGAAAGUCCUCAAGAUAGGCUUCCUCAACGACAAGGUGGAUGAGAGGCUGCCGUCCUAUCUGAACUCGUAUGACAUCGUGCUUCUGAAGGAUGAAACCAUGGAAGUUCCUAAUGCCAUACUGGAUUUCCUCGUCGCCGACUAGUUGACUUAAAAAAAAAAUCACCUGCUACAUUACCUCAGAUGCUAUGUGGAAAAUGUCACAGAAUACAAGUUAUGCAAAGUGAAUUUGUUAAAAUUAGUUCUUGUUGUCAACGGUUAAGUUGACUGCCAUACCUCGUCUGCAGCAAUUGUUACUGUGGAGCGUAACGUGAAAGGUAUUGGGCAGUCUCCGAUAUAAGUGCUUAUAUUCACCUUCCAAAGUUGUGGAGAUGUUUUGUUAUUUCUAUGUUAGUUUUAUGCAUAUUUCAUAAGGAUAAAGGGAAAUAAGUUUAAGAGCAGAAAUUUAAGCGGUCUUGUCAUGGGAAUUUAUACAUUCCUUCCGCAGCAUAUAUAUAAUUCAAUUGUACUGAAAAUGUCUUUAGGUUCCCUUUUUAUAACAACGAUAAGCAAUGUGACUACAGCAGUGUUAUUAAAUGGGGAAUAUGGCAUCUGCACAGAAGUGGAUCCAUUUUGUCGAUAUUGGUGCUCUGAGAAACUGCCAAAACUUUUAAUGCCAUUUUAUUUCAAGACCUUUUCAAACCUUUCAUAAAAAUAAACUGCAUAGAUCCAGA